AUGGGAGAUGCGUUAAGAGACCAGCUUCUUUCCCUGAAAGUGAUGAGGCUGGCGCGACCGAAAUUUCACGAGAAUGUCUGUUUGCCAGUCGAUCCACUAGAUCCCAUGAGCGGCUUGAUCGAAUCGGCAGUAUGCAGGAUGACGGGGCAGGAACAAGCCGAUGUGCCCGUUAGCCAAUACCUUUUAGUGCCACAAAUUUUUGACAACUUAUACUUGGGUGAAACGUUUACAUUUUAUAUAUGCGUCCAGAAUGAAAGUGUACACAAGGCUACUGAGAUAUGUGUUGACUUACAAACUUCGAAUAGACGGGUGGCACUUGUUCCAAAAAUGGAGGAAGCAAAUGCAACUUUAGGAUCUGGUGAACAUCUGGGUCAAGUCGUAAGCCAUGAAAUUAACGAGCAAGGCCAACAUAUGUUAGUCUGUGCCGUUAGCUAUAAAAAUCAGGCAAAUGAAAAGAUGUUUCUUCGGAAAUACUUUAAGUUCCCAGUAACGAAGCCGAUCGACGUGAAAACAAAGUUUUAUAAUGCUGAAGUCCUUUUGGAACCGACUGAUUUUUAUCUUGCCUCAGAAAUCUCUCCUUUACCUGCUGAGAGCGACAAUGAUUCAGAACAACGGUACUUGAAUCGAAUGGAUGUUAGGCAGUUCCUUUUUUGCUUGAAGCCUAAUGUGGCUGACUAUUCCUUGAAUUAUUACAAAGGAGGUACUUCUAUCGGGAAACUGGACAUGGUGUGGAGAACAGCAAUGGGUGAAAGGGGUCACAUCCAGACUAACGCCUUACAACGAAUAAUGGUUUGUAGGCUACAUAACUGCAGUGAACGGCCACUUGAGUUGGUGCUAACAUUAAAUGGCAGCCUUCAACCUGGGAUCAUUUUCUCCUGCGUAAGUGGUCUACACUUGGGGCAGUUACGGCCGAAUAAUGUUGUCGAUUUUACGCUGCAACUUCUUCCUCUUCAAACUGGUCUUCAGUCGAUUUCUGGGAUUCGCGUGACCGACACUUUCUCGAAAAGAACUUAUGAACAUGAUGAAAUUGCUCAAGUUUUAGUUUUGUGA
Messenger RNA from Enterobius vermicularis (human pinworm), 1050 nucleotides. The record is from the annotation of a GenBank genome assembly. Lineage: Eukaryota; Metazoa; Nematoda; Chromadorea; Rhabditida; Oxyuridae.